AUGCCAAACCUCCCAUACGGAGAGGACUACUAUACUCAGCCAUCAUUGACCGAAAUAGCCUCAAAGGAAAAGGACGAACCCGGAAGCUGCACUCGUGUGGAAGGCUUUGUUUUCGGGAGGACUGGAUUUGGAAGCAUUAGAUUCUUUGGACAAACGAAUGUCAGGAAUCUCGAUCUUGGGUCGAUUGUCCAAUUCAAUAAACGUGAAGUGAUUGUGUAUGGAGAUAACAACAAGAAGCCACCAGUGGGGCAGGGCUUGAACAAGCCUGCUGAGGUCACUCUGCUUAAGAUCAAAUGCACGAGCAAGAAAACGGGCAAAGAGUAUGUGGAUGGGCCACAGGUAAAGAGUUAUAGGGAGAUGCUGGUGAAGAUGGCUAGGGAACAAGGGGCCGAGUUUGUCUCGUAUGAUCCGGUUGAAGGGGAGUGGAAAUUCAGGGUGCAGAGUUUUUAG
Molecule: messenger RNA, 450 nt
Organism: Striga asiatica
Lineage: Eukaryota; Viridiplantae; Streptophyta; Magnoliopsida; Lamiales; Orobanchaceae
Source: the annotation of a GenBank genome assembly